AUGAAGAAGAUGUCUGUCAAGCUGACCGAGAUGGGCAUCAAGCUCCCCAUUCCCGAAGCCCUCGCCUUCUCCGAUAUUGACCACGGCCUCCACGCUCCUCAUUUCCCCUGGGACUUCAACGCCUGGUGGACCACCUAUGACCACGCCGCCAUCCGCCGUGGCUACCAGGUCUACAAGGAAAUCUGCCAGGCCUGCCACUCCAUGGACCGUAUUCACUUCCGUAACCUCGUUGGUGUUUCUCACACCGAGGCCGAGGCUAAGGCCAUGGCUGCCGAGAACACUUACAUCGACGGCCCUAACGACAAGGGCGAGAUGUUCGAACGUCCUGGAAAGCUCACUGACCACAUGCCCAAGCCCUACCCCAACGAGGAGGCUGCCCGUGCCGCCAACGGCGGUGCCUACCCCCCUGAUCUGUCUUGCAUCGUCAAGGCCAGACACGGUGACGCCGACUACAUCUUCUCGCUCCUCACCGGCUACUGCGAUCCCCCGGAGGGCAUCAACCUCCGUGAAGGCCUCCACUUCAACCCCUACUUCCCCGGUGGCGCCAUCGGUAUGGCUCGCUCCCUCUACGAUGAGGUCGUCGACUACGAGGACGGCACCCCCAACAACGCCUCACAGCUGGCCAAGGACGUCACCACCUUCCUCUCCUGGGCUUCUUACCCUGAGCAUGACGAGCGCAAAAAGAUGGGCUUGAAGGCUCUCACCAUCUCUGCUAUUCUCUUCGGAUUGAGUGUCCACUGGAAGAGAUUCAAGUGGAGCUACCUCAAGUCCAGGAAGAUUGUGUACGUAACCCGGGAACUUCAUCGGCUCUGUCUCUGCUGA
Polychytrium aggregatum is the source of this 822-nucleotide messenger RNA. Its product is annotated as cytochrome C1 family-domain-containing protein. Lineage: Eukaryota; Fungi; Chytridiomycota; Chytridiomycetes; Polychytriales. Gene Ontology annotation, biological process: mitochondrial electron transport, ubiquinol to cytochrome c. Bases 1 to 822 code for a protein of 273 amino acids. Gene Ontology annotation, molecular function: heme binding; electron transfer activity. The record is from RefSeq and is a predicted model, not a curated record. The transcript is spliced from 4 exons.